Molecule: messenger RNA, 3605 nt
Organism: Microcebus murinus (gray mouse lemur)
Lineage: Eukaryota; Metazoa; Chordata; Mammalia; Primates; Cheirogaleidae
Gene: DDX11
Product: DEAD/H-box helicase 11
Biological process (GO): establishment of sister chromatid cohesion; nucleobase-containing compound metabolic process
Cellular component (GO): nucleus
Molecular function (GO): DNA binding; ATP binding; DNA helicase activity
Source: RefSeq, a predicted model, not a curated record
GCAACGCGACCAGCUCUCCUGAGGGCUUGUUCGAGCGCUGCAGCUAUUUCGAAUUUGGCGACAUUGGUGCUGGUUCCUCGCCGACCUUGCCUCAGCCAAGCAGUCCUGCUGGCGAAGCGGUCUUCACUACACGGUAAAGUGAGGCUGCUGUGGCGUGCGAAUGCUGCAUUGCAGAGACGUGUGGGAAGAGUGCUGCCAAAGUCAUCACACGCAACAUCCUUGAUCCCAGGGGUGCACCUCUUCGAGAGGACAUCUCUAAGCCUUUUGUGGAGGCAUUAAAAAGGACCAUGGCUGAUAGAACCCAGAAGAUUCCUGGUGUCCAAUUUCCAUUUCCCUUCACACCUUAUUCCAUCCAGAAAGACUUUAUGGCAGAGCUGUACCAGGUUUUGGAGGCUGGCAAGAUUGGGAUAUUUGAGAGCCCAACUGGCACUGGAAAGUCCUUAAGUCUUAUUUGUGGGGCCCUCUCCUGGCUCCGUGACUUUGAACAGAAGAAGCGUCAGGAAGAGGCACGUCUCCUGGAAACCGGCCCCUCUAGGGAUGAGAAGGACCCGUCCCCACUUCUCUCAGCUUCCUGCCCAGAGACGGCGGCCGCCCAGGGGCCUGCUGGAGAACCGGACUGGGUGACUCAGUUUGUGCAGAAGAAAGAAGAAAGGGACCUGGUGGACCGACUGAAGGAGGAGCAGAUCCGGAGGAGGAAGCGAGAAGAACGCCUGCAGCGGAUCCAUCACAACUCGCAGCUCAAGAGUGCAGCCAAGCGCCUGAGACAGGAAGAAGAAGAAACCGAGAAUCUCCUCCGCCUGAGCAGGGAGAUGCUGGCAGCAGGAACGGGGGCUGAGCAGCCGGAGCAGCUGGAGUCUGGGGAGGAGGAGCUGGUCCUGGCUGAAUAUGAGAGCGACGAGGAGAGAAAAACAGCUCGAGGAGUGGAUGAGGAUGAGGAUGACCUGGAGGAAGAACAUGUGACUAAGAUUUAUUACUGCAGUCGGACACACUCCCAGCUGUCCCAGUUUGUGCACGAAGUACAGAAGAGCCCCUUUGGCAAGGACAUCCGGCUCGUCUCCCUCGGCUCUCGGCAGAAUCUUUGUAUAAAUGAAGACGUGAAGAGCCUGGGUUCUGCGCAGCUUAUUAACGACCGCUGCAUGGACAUGCAGAGAAGCAAACACGAGAAGAGAAAUGAAGCUGAGGAGGAGAAGCCAAAGAGGAGGAGGCAGGAGAAGAGGGCUUCCUGCCCCUUCUACAACCACGAGCAGAUGCACCUCCUCCGGGAUGAGAUCCUGGCAGAGGUAAAGGACAUUGAGCAGCUGGUGGCCGUCGGGAAGGAGGCCCGGGCCUGUCCCUAUUAUGGGAGCCGGUUUGCCAUUCCUGCAGCCCAGCUGGUGGUGCUGCCCUACCAGAUGCUGCUGCACGCGGCCACCCGGCAGGCGGCCGGCAUCCGGCUGCAGGGCCAGGUGGUGAUCAUCGAUGAGGCCCACAACCUGAUCGACACCAUCACGGCCAUCCACAGUGCGGAGGUCAGCGGCUCCCAGCUCUGCCAGGCCCAUUCCCAGUUGCUCCAGUACAUGGAACGAUACGGGAAGCGUCUGAAGGCCAAGAACCUGAUGUACAUCAAACAGAUCCUGUACGUGCUGGAGAAGUUUGUGGCCGUGCUGGGGGGGAACAUUAAGGAAAAUCCCAGCACACAGAGCCUCCCACAGACAGGGACGGAGCUGAAGACCAUCAACGACUUCCUCUUUCAGAGCCAGAUCGACAACAUCAACCUGUUCAAGGUGCAGCGGUACUGCGAGAAGAGCAUGAUCAGCAGAAAGCUCUUCGGCUUCACAGAACGAUACGGCUCAGUCCUCUCGUCCUCCCGGGAGCGGCCCAGGCUGGCUGGGUUUCAGCAGUUCCUGCAGAGUCUGCAGCCCGGGGUGACUGAGGCCCCUGCGGCCCCUGUGGACGAGGGCCAGGCCAGGGCCCCCACGUCCCCACUGAUGCACAUCGAAGGCUUCCUCGCAGCUCUCACCACGGCCAACCAGGACGGCAGGGUCAUCCUGAGUCGCCAAGACAACCUCAGUCAGAGCAGCCUCAAAUUCUUACUGCUGAAUCCAGCUGUGCACUUCGCCCAGGUGGUGAAGGAGUGCCGGGCAGUGGUCAUUGCGGGGGGCACCCUGCAGCCGGUGUCCGACUUCCGGGAGCAGCUGCUGGCCUGCGCCGGGGUGGAAGCUGAGCGAGUGGUGGAGUUUUCCUGCGGUCACGUGAUCCCCCCGGACAACAUCCUGCCCAUCGUCCUCUGCAACAGCAUCUCUGGCCAGCCGCUGGAAUUCACGUUCCAGCGCAGGGAGCUGCCACAGAUGAUGGACGAGGCAGGUCACAUUCUGUGUAACCUGUGUAAGGUGGUUCCUGGAGGGAUGGUCUGUUUCUUCCCCUCCUAUGAGUACCAGCGCCGGGUCCACGCCCACUGGGAGAAGAGUGGCCUGCUGGGCCGCCUGGCCACCAGGAAGAAGAUUUUCCAGGAACCCAAGAGUGCAAACCAGGUGGAGCAGGUGCUGACGGAGUAUUCCAAGUGCAUUGAGCGCUGUGACCAGGCGAAAGGCCGGGUGACGGGGGCCCUGCUCUUCUCUGUGGUUGGAGGAAAGAUGAGUGAAGGGAUCAACUUCUCUGACAACCUAGGCCGGUGCGUGGUCAUGGUGGGCAUGCCCUACCCCAACGUCAGGUCUCCAGAGCUACAGGAGAAGAUGGCCUACUUGGAUCAGACCCUUCCCAGAAGGCCAGGGAAGGCCCCCCCAGGGAGGGCUUUGGUGGAGAACCUGUGCAUGAAGGCUGUCAACCAGUCCAUAGGCAGGGCCAUCAGGCACCAGCGGGACUUUGCCAGCAUAGUGCUCCUGGACCAGCGCUACGCCCAGCGCCCCGUCCUGGCCAAGCUGCCAGCCUGGAUCCGAGACCGCGUGGAGGUCACAGCCUCCUUUGGCCCCGCCGUAGCCAUGCUGCGGAAGUUUCAUCGGGAGAAGUCUGCCUCUUCCUGAUGCACAGGGACACCGCUGCCCCCGCCAGGCCCUUCCUCGACCAGGGCUGCCGGAGAUAGUGUGUGGCUUGGGCCUGGCCUGCAGGGAGCCUGCCCAGGAAGAGGAUGCUCGGGGAGAGCGUUGCGUGCAGUGUGCUGCCAGGGCUUAGGCGCAGGUGGACGAGCCUGUGGGAGACAACUUGGCUAAUCCUGGAGAAACGGGGGGGGGGGGUGUCCCUGGGCAGCCCCCUCCCUGGAAUCGAGUCUGUCUGCCCAUUCAGCAAUGCCAGGGGGCCAUAUGCCUCUGUCCUUUCUCACUAAAAUGAGCUGUUCUAGACUUUUCACCCUAUCUUCUAAAUUUAAAAUAUUCCCCCAUUUCCAGCCCCUGGUGGCCCUAGGGCUCUUGAGUGUCCCCAGCCACCUGAGCAAAGGGGAAGACACCUUCUACCCUGACAUCAGCAAUUAUGCCAAGGGUCGUUUACCUCUCAGCGUUACUAUUUAGAGACCCAUGUCUGUCACUGAGACUCUUUUUCCUGUGGGAAGAUAUUCUCCCUCCCGUCUGCAACAGCUGCCUCUGGUGUCUGACCCCAGAGAAAGGGGCCUUGGUACCCCAAGAUGUUCUGCCCCA